Parastagonospora nodorum SN15 is the source of this 1197-nucleotide messenger RNA. RefSeq lists its product as hypothetical. The transcript is spliced from 3 exons. The coding region runs from base 1 to 1197 and encodes 398 amino acids. The record is from RefSeq and is a predicted model, not a curated record. Lineage: Eukaryota; Fungi; Ascomycota; Dothideomycetes; Pleosporales; Phaeosphaeriaceae.
AUGGCAUCUCUCACCUUGCCAAAGAUCUUUAUCGAUCUGCAAAUCCCGCUUAUGUACCUCACCAACGCCCUCGCUCUAGCAAUCGGUCCUAGACACCAGGUCCUGCGCUUGGGCAUCACGCUCCCGCUCUUCAGCUUGUUGGCACUCCAGUCGCUGUAUCGCGAUUGGAGUGGUGGGUGGGGGUUGCACUAUGCGCUUGAGGUAAACGUGUGUACGCAGAUGUUUAUUUACUUCGAUUGGAAUAUCCUUGGAAGUCCCGAUAGAGAGCGUUGGCGGAAGAUCCGGUACGACGCGGAAGAGCCGGCUGUGAAUGGAAACGGACAUAUCAAGAAGAAAGAAGAUGGUGUACCGCAGAGCUUCCUGCAACGCGCGUGGUGGGCACUCAGGUUGUUGACGGGGAAUCGAUAUGUCGGGUGGACUCAGGAAGUUAAGAAUGUGCCCAAGGAAGUUAGUCCGGAGUAUCCGCGGUUGCUUUUCAUCCUUCGCAAGUCGCUGCGGGUUGCAUUCUUCCAUGUCCUCAGGGAAUUCAUGUAUUCGUACACAGCGGGCUCCCCGUAUGGUGCAUGGUCUGAUAUUGUCCACCUUAAGCCCAUCAGUACCCUGUCGACCCAGCCAUUCUGGACACGCUUCUGGUGGUCAUGGGUGGGAAUCGUCCUGACGUAUUCGGCCAUGGAGGAGGCGAAUGCUGCGUAUGGCGUUCUCAGUGUCGCAACGGGUUUGGCGAACCCGCGAGACUGCCCGAGCGCGUUUGGAGAUCUUAGAAACUUGAUGAGUUUGAGAAAGGCGUGGUCACGCAUUUGCUCGGCACCCGGCAUUUUUAUCGCACGAGAUGUGUUGCGUCUCCGUAGAGGUUCGUUUGCUUCAAAGUAUUUCCAGCUCUUCAUCGGGUUCGGUAUUUCAGCGAUUGUACAUGGCUGCGCAUCGAUGUUCGUCCAUCGCUCUUUGGAAGACGAUGGUGCUUUUGCUUGCUUUAUAGGACAAGCAGCUAUCAUUAUGGUAGAAGACCAUGUCAUCGAUUUCGGCAAGCGAUUGGGUUUCAAAGACUCUAUAUUUUGGCGCCUGGUAGGAUUCGCAUGGACGGUUUUUGCGAUCGGUGCAAGCUUUACAGGCUGGACGAGCUGUGUUGUUGAUCAUGGCAUGUGGUUCCACGAUCGCACGCGAGACAUCUUCGGCGUUGGCCCGCAGAUUGUCGCAUAG